Messenger RNA from Gracilinanus agilis (Agile Gracile Mouse Opossum), 2120 nucleotides. It is a transcript of the gene YIF1A, whose product is annotated as Yip1 interacting factor homolog A, membrane trafficking protein. The transcript has 8 exons. NCBI's taxonomy places the organism in Eukaryota, Metazoa, Chordata, Mammalia, Didelphimorphia, Didelphidae. The record is from RefSeq and is a predicted model, not a curated record. Gene Ontology annotation, cellular component: endoplasmic reticulum-Golgi intermediate compartment; Golgi membrane; COPII-coated ER to Golgi transport vesicle. The coding region runs from base 122 to 1003 and encodes 293 amino acids. Gene Ontology annotation, biological process: endoplasmic reticulum to Golgi vesicle-mediated transport.
GCUGGCCCGGGAGGAGACGUGUCCGGCGCCCGGUAGCGGCGGCGGUUCGCGCCCGGAGUCCUGAGCAGCGACCCUGAUAGCAUUCGUGCCCAGCACACCCGCGGCGGGAGACAGCUCGCUCAUGGCUUAUCACUCGGGCUAUGGAGCCCAAGGCUCCAAGCAUCGGGCCAGGGCAGCCCCGGAGCCGCCUCCACUCUUCGAUGACACGAGCCGGGGGUAUCCGGCGCAGCCCGGCGCUUACUCGCCUCAGAGCUCGGAUGUGGCCUUCAACGUCCACCACCUGCUCGAGGAUCCUGUGGCCAACAUGGCCAUGUCCUACGGCAGCUCCAUCGCCUCCCAAGGCAAAGACAUGAUGCACAAGGAGCUCCACAGAUUUGUCUCUGUGAACAAGCUCAAACACUUCUUCGCGGUGGACACGUCCUACGUGGCCAAGAAGCUGGGGCUGCUCGUCUUCCCGUACACACACCAGAACUGGGAGGUCCAGUACAGCCGGGACGUGCCGCUGCCCCCUCGGCAGGACCUCAACGCCCCCGACCUCUACAUCCCCACGAUGGCCUUCAUCACGUACAUCCUCUUGGCCGGGAUGGCGCUGGGGAUUCAGAAAAGGUUCUCCCCCGAGGUGCUCGGCCUGUGUGCCAGCACAGCCCUGGUGUGGGUGGUCAUCGAGGUGCUGGCUCUGCUCCUUGGCCUCUACCUGGCCACUGUCCGAAGUGACCUGAGCACCUUCCAUCUGCUCGCCUACAGCGGCUACAAAUACGUGGGGAUGAUCCUGAGCGUGCUCACAGGGCUGCUCUUCGGCAGUGACGGCUACUACGUGGCCCUCGCCUGGACCUCCGCCGCCCUCAUGUAUUUCAUAGUGCGCUCACUGCGGAUGACCUCCCUGGGCUCUGACGGGGUGGGGGGCCCCGCCCCCAGGCAGCGCCUCCAGCUCUACCUGACCCUGGCUGCGGCCGCCUUCCAGCCCAUGAUUAUCUACUGGCUGACCUUUCACCUGGUCCGGUGACCCACACGGGAUCUCCUUCCCCCGAGGAAGAGCGCCAUGAAGACGACGAUGGUUAUUUCCCUUUACAUUGAAGAUUUGAAUUGGUUCAGCCCCAUCUGUCCCUCAUUCCUGGCAAGCGAGCCCCGGACUCGAGUAGUGAGAGCUGGCCAGGACCCUAAGAGGGUCCGAGGAGGGGGGAAGGAACGGCCAGCCAGGGACAGGCAGGAGCCCCUGCAGCCUGGGCGGGAGAGGGCAGCGAGGACUCGGCGACCCCUAGACUCCUUGGGCUGUCGGGCUCUCAGGAGGCCGCUGAGGCCCCCGGCCAGGCCCCCACGGCUGAGGAGGCUAAUGUUGCUGCAGCCUCGAGUUAAAGCUUGCCAAGUGCUUUACACACGCUGUCUCCUUCGGUGCUCAGAGUCCAGAGGGAGGGGGGAGGGGGAGAGGGCAGCCGGUCAGUCCAGGGAUCCACCAGCAUUGGUGGGGGACUCCUGCCUCCCGGGAUGGCCAAAGCCCAUCCAGGAUCCUUACCUGGCCUUGAGGCACCCCCAGCCUCUGAGCUCCAGUGGCCAGAGGCUACCCUAAGAAGGGAGGCUCUGGGCCCCCCAGGACCAGGGCUAGCUUCCAGCUGCUUGGGCCAAGGAACAGGGGCUGCCUGGCGGGCUUUGUAUCAGGCCGAAGGUGGUUUUGUUCUGCUCUCUAGGCCCAUCCUUUCCCCUAAAGAAGCAUCUGAGAGUUCACACCUUGGGUGCUGAGGUCACACUAGGAUUAGAACCCAGGUCUUCACUCAAAAUUUGGUUCGGGAACCCUGCAGCAUCUCGGGCCCUCAUUGGGACCCUUUGGCAAGAAGUCAUUCUGCCUUUGUUUGAAGAUCCCCACCGAUGGGGAGCUCACUCCUCCCUCAGAAGCCCAUUCAUUUGUUCAUGCCCAGUCUCACUAGCUUCUCCCUCUUUGGCGAGGGUCUGAGUCUCCUCUCAGACCAGUGCUUGUUGUCCCAAGGCAGGCAGUGAGCCUGGAGCCUCAGAACCUGGCUUUGCUCUCCAGUUCUGCUUGGCUGUGUGACCUUGGGCUGGUCAUCUUUCUCCAGCCUCAGUUUUCUCAUCUGUUAAAUGAGGAUAUCCAACAAGAUGAUCCCAAAGGA